This is a messenger RNA of Poecile atricapillus (Black-capped chickadee), 2208 nucleotides long. RefSeq names its product carbonic anhydrase 10 (gene CA10). Bases 691 to 1482 code for a protein of 263 amino acids. Lineage: Eukaryota; Metazoa; Chordata; Aves; Passeriformes; Paridae. The transcript is spliced from 9 exons. The record is from RefSeq and is a predicted model, not a curated record. Gene Ontology annotation, molecular function: zinc ion binding; carbonate dehydratase activity.
CGCCGCCGCCCCAGCCCCGCCGUGCCCGCUGCUGCUGCCGCCCGCAGCACCGCCCGCAGCCCGGGGACAUGGCGGAGUAGCCGCGCUCCGGGGAGCGGGGGGAGCGCCGAGCAGCGAUGGUACCUCCCGGCAGAUGAGCUGGAUGUAGGCGGUGGCAGCCGGCGGCUCGCGGCUUGACCUCGGCUUGUUUUUGGAACUGCAGGCUGGAGCACGUCCGAUGAGCUGGGAGGGAUAAAAACCAGGAGGAUUUGGGGCAGCAGCAACAGGACGGGAAUCCCCCCUCCCUUCGCCGCCUCCUUGCCCGGCAUGCCGGCAGUGCCCCGCUGAGACGUGCCAAGAGUUUUGGGGUUAACUACGCCUGGCCGCCCCUGGAAUAGAGACUCUCCGGAUAUCGGAUCGGUUGGGGUUUGUUGUCUAUGUCGUGUUGGGAAAUCUGGUGGAAUUUUUUCUCGCUCGAGGAAGAAGAUCCCGGUACUGGCAGUUGGCUUCGUGGUCUUUUUUGGAGGGCGAAGGAAGGGAAGGGAUCUCGCUUGAGCCGUGCGGAGAGAGAGCUCGGACAUGUGUUGUCAGCACAUCUGGGGAAUACAGUCUGCAAGUUCGAAAGGAAAUUUGCUGGGAUCGUUCAAACUGCGAUAUUGAUCUUUGUUAUUUUUUUUCGCCGAGGGAUGCACUUGGCAUGAGAAUCGGAGGAUGGAAAUUGUUUGGGAGGUGCUUUUUCUUCUGCAAGCGAAUUUCAUCAUCUGCAUUUCAGCUCAGCAAAAUUCACCAAAAAUCCAUGAAGGCUGGUGGGCUUAUAAGGAGGUGGUCCAGGGGAGCUUUGUUCCUGUGCCCUCCUUUUGGGGUUUGGUGAACUCAGCUUGGAAUCUUUGCUCUGUUGGGAAAAGACAGUCACCUGUCAAUAUUGAAACCAGCCAUAUGAUUUUUGAUCCCUUCCUAACUCCUCUUCGCCUAAACACAGGGGGAAGAAAGGUCAGUGGGACGAUGUACAACACGGGGAGACACGUGUCCCUGCGGUUGGACAAGGAGCACCUGGUGAACAUCUCGGGGGGCCCGAUGACCUACAGCCACCGCCUGGAGGAAAUCAGGUUACACUUUGGCAGCGAGGACAGCCAGGGGUCAGAGCACCUCCUCAAUGGCCAGGCCUUCUCUGGGGAGGUUCAGCUGAUCCACUAUAACCAUGAGCUGUACACAAACGUCACAGAAGCUGCAAAGAGUCCUAAUGGGCUGGUGGUAGUUUCCAUAUUUAUGAAAGUAUCUGAAUCAUCAAAUCCAUUUCUAAAUCGUAUGCUUAACAGAGACACCAUAACAAGAAUAACAUAUAAGAAUGAUGCAUACUUUCUACAGGGGCUUAAUAUUGAGGAACUUUAUCCAGAGACAUCUAGUUUCAUUACAUAUGAUGGGUCAAUGACAAUUCCACCCUGCUAUGAAACAGCAAGCUGGAUAAUAAUGAACAAACCUGUCUACAUAACAAGGAUGCAGUAAAUGAAUGGCUCCUCAAAUGAGACAGAGCAAGCAGAACCCAAAUCCUCAGUGGAAUGCUCCUUCUGGGAACUGACAUCAUCUGCAAUGCAACCUCCUUCUCUGGGCUCACGUGCACCAUGUGCUGUGGGAAAAGAGCUGCCAUGUUGGAAAACUCCUCAAAAUUCAUUCAUGUGACUGGUGGCCAUUUCAAAACAAAACAAAACAAAACAAAAGUAUUACAGUAAAUGUGAUUACAAUUUUCCUGAACUAAUUUAAAGUCACAAAGAAAGACUUUUCAGCCUUUGUACAUAUAAAAUUCUUCCUCUUCUCCCCAACCCCCACCCCCAACUGAAAAAAAACAAAAAAAAAGAUAAAAGGUGGCUCAGUACAGCAUCAAAGUGGAGUUGUGUUCUGUGUGCCAAGUAAUCCUUGGAAAGCUCUCAUUAUUUCACUAUUAUUAAUGGAUACCGACAAGACAGAACAAGACUACUGUAGAGGAAACUUAUUUCUAGGUUAUGAUCUUUCUGUUAAUUUAAUUUAAAAAGGGACAGGCUUUGAGAGAUAAGUAUUGUAAAUAUAUCACUGCAGAAUAAAAAGGAAAUUGAAAUAUUUCCCUCUGUCACAUAUCUGUAGUAGGAUUUGGCAAAAUCAGAAUAUAUCCAUUUUCUGUUUCUUGUUUUACAACAGAUCAUAUGUUGUGUUGGUUACUAUUAACAGCUCAAUAAAUGUGUUUAACAAAUUAAUUUA